This is a messenger RNA of Heteronotia binoei (common prickly gecko), 930 nucleotides long. It is a transcript of the gene GSG1L, whose product is annotated as GSG1 like. The record is from RefSeq and is a predicted model, not a curated record. Gene Ontology annotation, cellular component: plasma membrane. Bases 1 to 918 code for a protein of 305 amino acids. The transcript is spliced from 7 exons. Lineage: Eukaryota; Metazoa; Chordata; Lepidosauria; Squamata; Gekkonidae.
AUGAGCGGGGGGCCGGGCGUGGGGGGGCGGCGGGGGGGCCGCCGGGCGCGGGCGGUGCUGGCGGCGGGGCUGACGCUGGCGGCGCUGCUCCUCUCGGCCACGGCCUUCGGCACGACGCACUGGUGCGAGGGGACUCAGCGGGUGCCCAAGCCCUCCUGCGGCCCGCUGCGCCGCACCAACUGCCUCCUCGACGGCGAGCCCGGCCCCGCCGCCAACCACACCGGCCGCCGCCCGCCCCCCGUGCGCUACAGCUGGGAGACCGGCGACGACCGCUUCCUCUUCCGCGCCUUCCACGCCGGCAUCUGGUACUCGUGCGAGGAGAACCUCCACGCCCCCGGUGAAAAAUGUCGCAGUUUCAUUGACCUGGCUCCAGCUUCCGAGCGAGGGGUGCUGUGGCUGUCGGUGGCUUCCGAAGUGCUCUACAUUGUUCUGCUGGUUGUCGGCUUCAGCCUCAUGUGCCUCGAACUGGCGCGCUCCAACAACUUGAUCGAUGGGCUGAAGCUCAACGCUUUUGCUGCUGUCUUCACGGUGUUGUCAGGGCUGCUGGGGAUGGUGGCACACAUGAUGUACACGCAAGUGUUCCAAGUGACUGUCAGCCUGGGCCCGGAGGACUGGCGGCCACACUCCUGGGACUACGGCUGGUCCUUCUGCCUGGCCUGGGGCUCGUUCACGUGCUGCAUGGCCGCCUCGGUCACCACCUUGAACUCCUACACCAAGACCGUCAUCGAGUUCCGGCACAAGCACAAGGCCUUUGAGCAGGGCUUCCCGGAGGAGGACCCCCCCUGCGCGGCGGAUCCGGAGCCCCUCAAGUGCUUCCACGAGAGGCUGGAGGAGGAGAGGGAGGAGGCGGGGGCCAUGAGGUUAGAGUGCCGGCCGGGGGGCUACUCCUCCAAGAGGCUGCUCAACACCCAGCUGUGAGGCCCUCCCCCC